AUGGGUUCUGGUUCGCCGAAGAAAAUCUUCGCUAUCACCACCGUUAUUGCCUUGUUGGGCGUCAGCGCCAAUGCGCUGAGCAACACCUAUUUGCCGCCACAGGCCUCAGCUUCGAACUCAAUCAGCAGCUAUGCCGCGCCCGCCUCCUACGCUGCACCAUCCGUAUCUCAUGCUAGCUUCGCACCAGCUCCCAGCCGUCAUGUGGCACCAUCGGGUGGCUUCGCAUCAGCAGGCAGUUUUGGCGGCAGCGGUGCUGCAUCGGCUCAACACGUUAGCUACGCUGCUGCACCCUCGUUCCAUGCCGCUGCUCCAGUGGCUGCUCCACGUCCACAGGCUUACCAUGCGCCAGUCGCUGCCGCUUCUCACAACGUAGCUUCGUAUGCCGCUCCUGCACCACGGCCUCAGGUUGGAUUCGCGUCCUCGGGUGGUUUUGGCGGUUUUGGUUCUGCUUCUGGUCAGCAAGCUUCUUACGCUGCUGCUCCAGCACCACGUCCUCAGGUACAUCACGCUCCAGUUGCAGCUGCCUCAAAUGUAGCUUACUCUGCUGCCCCAGCACCACGUCCUCAAGUACAUCACGUUCCAGUUGCAGCUGCCUCAAAUGUAGCUUACUCUGCUGCCCCAGCACCACGUCCUCAAGUACAUCACGCUCCAGUUGCUGCCGCCUCAAAUGUGGCUUACUCUGCUGCCCCAGCACCACGUCCACAAGUACAUCAUGCUCCAGUUGCUGCUGCCUCAAAUGUGGCUUACUCUGCUCCAGCUCCACGUCCUCAAGCUUAUCACGCUCCAGUUGCUGCCGCCUCAAAUGUGGCUUACUCUGCUGCCCCAGCACCACGUCCUCAAGUACAUCAUGCUCCAGUUGCCGCCGCCUCACAUGUGGCUCCUGCUUUCGCUCCAGCUCCAAGACCAGCCGCUGCCUACUCCGCUCCUGCUACUGGCUUCUCCGGCGGUUUCGGUGGACAAGGCGCUGCUUCUAGCAGCCACGCCAGCUAUGCCGCCCCAGUCGGCGCUGCCUCCAAUGCCGGAUAUGGUUACUCCGCACCAGUUGCCGCUGCAUCAGCCCCACAAGUCACUUACACUGCUCCAGCACCAGCCACAGCUCCAGUGCAAUUUGCUGCUCCUUCCAACAUUCAGGAAGUUGUUGCCGCUGGCUCCUCCAACUAUGGCACUAAAUAUGCCGCCAAUGGUGGUUAUGAAUACCGUUUCAGACACAGGAACUAA
This is a messenger RNA of Bactrocera tryoni, 1218 nucleotides long. RefSeq names its product skin secretory protein xP2-like. Lineage: Eukaryota; Metazoa; Arthropoda; Insecta; Diptera; Tephritidae. The record is from RefSeq and is a predicted model, not a curated record. Bases 1 to 1218 code for a protein of 405 amino acids. The transcript has 2 exons.